Molecule: messenger RNA, 1320 nt
Organism: Gracilinanus agilis (Agile Gracile Mouse Opossum)
Lineage: Eukaryota; Metazoa; Chordata; Mammalia; Didelphimorphia; Didelphidae
Product: cytochrome P450 2J2-like
Exons: 8
Coding region: 1-1320 (439 amino acids)
Biological process (GO): xenobiotic metabolic process
Cellular component (GO): cytoplasm; intracellular membrane-bounded organelle
Molecular function (GO): heme binding; oxidoreductase activity, acting on paired donors, with incorporation or reduction of molecular oxygen, reduced flavin or flavoprotein as one donor, and incorporation of one atom of oxygen; iron ion binding
Source: RefSeq, a predicted model, not a curated record
AUGCAGCUCCUGCUAGGAAACGGGCUCCCUUCCCUUUGGGAAGCGGCUUCCCUGCAGACCCUCCUCCUCUUCUCUGCUGUUCUCCUGAUCCUGGCAAGUUAUGUGCAGAAGAAGAGGCAGCGCCCUAACUAUCCCCCGGGCCCUUCUUGGCUGUCCAAGUUUAGCCACUUCCUCCAAAUGGACAUUAAAAAGCCCCAUAUCACCGUCCAGGAGUCUGUCAGGAAAUAUGGAAACAUUUUCUUUGUGGAACUGUUCGGUAUUCCUAUGAUAUUUGUAACUGGAUUGCCACUGAUAAAAGAAGUCCUAGUUAACCAAGGCCAUGUGUUUGUUGAUCGCCCCCGAACUCCUUUGCAGUCUUACAUAUUUAAAUCACAUGGCUUAAUCAUGUCUAAUGGUCAAGAGUGGAAAGAUCAAAGAAGAUUUACCUUAAUGACCCUAAGGAAUUUUGGCUUGGGAAAGAAGACCCUCGAACUUAGGAUCCAGGAAGAGGCCACAUACCUUACUGAGGCUAUUAGAGAAGAAAAAGGGCAGCCCUUUGACCCCCACUUUCAGAUCAACAAUGCUGUUUCCAAUAUCAUCUGUUCUGUGACUUUUGGAAAUCGUUUUGAAUAUCAUGAUUCUCAGUUUCGGGAGCUGCUGAAAAGCUUGGAUCAAGCCACUGUGCUUCAAGCCAGUUGGGAGUGUCAGUUCGUUGAAAUGUUUCCUCGGAUAAUGAAACUCUUGCCAGGAGCUCACAAAAAGCUCUUAAGAGAAUGGAAGAAACUAGAGUCUUUUGUAGCCCAUGUGAUCAAACAACACAAGGAAGAUCAGAAUUCAGAGGAAGCCCAGGACUUCAUUGAUGCUUACCUGAAGGAGCUGUCCAAGGAUAACACCAGCACUAGUUUUAAUGAAGACAAUUUAGUCGCCUGCACCCUGGACCUCUUCUUUGCUGGAACAGAGACAACUUCAACCACUCUGCGGUGGGCUCUGCUGUAUAUGGCCCUUUACCCAGAGAUCCAAGAUCUGACCGCCUUGCACAGGGACCCCAAGGAGUGGGCCACCCCAGAAACCUUCAACCCAGAACAUUUUCUGGAGAAUGGUCAAUUUAAGAAAAGAGAAUCCUUUCUGCCUUUCUCAGCAGGGAAGAGGGUCUGCCUGGGAGAACAGCUGGCUCGCGCCGAGCUCUUCAUUUUCUUCACUUGCCUGCUUCAGAGAUUCACAUUCAAGGCUCCCCCAGACACCCAGCUAAGCCAAGAUUUCCGAGCUGGCGUCACCCUCUCUCCUGUCCCCUACAAAAUUUGUGCCCAUCCUCAAGAGGCACAGCCCAAGCUUGACCUGUAG